Messenger RNA from Ostrinia furnacalis (Asian corn borer), 537 nucleotides. RefSeq names its product larval/pupal rigid cuticle protein 66-like. The transcript has 2 exons. Gene Ontology annotation, cellular component: extracellular matrix. Bases 50 to 469 code for a protein of 139 amino acids. The record is from RefSeq and is a predicted model, not a curated record. Lineage: Eukaryota; Metazoa; Arthropoda; Insecta; Lepidoptera; Crambidae.
UCAAUUACUUGAGAUUCGCCGUAGUCACAACAACUACUUAACUUACAAAAUGGUUGUGAAGUUCGUCGUAAUCCUUGCUCUGGCGGUAGCUGCCAAUGCCAGCAACAUCAACAGCUUCGCGUACGACGUGGCGGACCCGUUCACCGGCGACUUCAAGAGUCAGGCGGAGACGCGCGUCGGCGACCGCGUGCGCGGCCAGUACUCGCUGCUGGAGUCCGACGGCACCAAGCGUACGGUGGACUACGCCGCCGGAGCAGAGGGCUUCAACGCGCAGGUCCGCAAAGACCCUGCCUUCAUCGCCGCCCCUGCCGUCUACUCCGCUGCCCCUGCCGUCUAUUCCGCCGCCCCUGCCGUCUACUCAGCCGCCCCUGGUGUCUACUCGGCCGCCCCUGGCGUCUACUCCGCUAGCUUAGGCUACUCAGCUCUCCCCUACGGUUAUUCCGCGCUCCCUUACGCCAAGUACUUCUGAACACUGUUAUCUGAUGAUUUUUCAAAGAUGUAAAUAUUGGUUCUGUAAAUAAAAGUUUAUAAAGAUUC